AUGAGGUUCUCAAGAUACGCACUGACGGCAAUGGCCGUGCUCUCGGGUGUCAUGUCGGCUGCAGACCAAGCCCCUGCGGCAGCCCAAUCGCCAGCACAGGUUGCCAUGCAGAUGUUUCCGAAAUGUGCACUGUUUUGCCUCGCAAAAAUCAUCCCAAAGUCGGCUUGUUCACAAACAGACGUACCCUGUUUGUGUACCAACGUGCCACUCAACACGCAGUUAGCAGGAUGUAUCAUGCAGUCGUGCACUACAUACGAGGGACUGAUGUCAAAAAACGCGUCAAUGACGAUGUGUGGUGCACCGGUUCGCAAUGAGACUGCCAAGCCUCUUCUGAUCGGAGUGAUCGGGGGAGCCAUCACAUUCUUUAUUUUCGGGCUCCGGAUGUGCGCUGGUCUACCUGUUGGUGGUAGGCCCUGGGGGUGGGAUGACUUCACAAUUGUCAUCGCCAUGGCACUCGCCAUACCUCCCACCGUAUUUGCUGUAACCCUGUCAAACAACGGACUCGGCAAAGACAUGUGGACUCUACCCCAGCAGCAGAUUGAGAACGUCCUUUACUACUAUUACUUGGGAGAGCUAUUCUAUUUUGCGGCACUGACUGCAACCAAGUUGAGCAUUCUUUUCUUUAUACUUCGUGUUUUCGGGAUGGACCAGAAAUUCCGGCCGUUCGUUUACGGAGCAAUGGCUCUCUGCCUUGCAUACGGAAUCGCCUUCAUUACCUGCACGGCACUGCAGUGUUCGCCUAUCAGCUACUCCUGGGAGCAAAUCGACAGUAAAAAAGUCGGAAAAUGCAACGACAUUCAUCUCCAAGGGUGGAUGUCAGCUAUCUGCAACAUCGUCAUCGACAUCAUCAUCUUGGUUCUUCCCCUAAAGAAGCUAGCUGGGCUUCAGAUGAAGCUCAAGAAGAAGCUCAUGAUUAUGUUCAUGUUCUCUCUGGGAAUCUUUGUAACCAUUGUCAGUGUAAUUCGUCUCAGGUCCCUCAUCCUCUUUGCCAACUCGCAGAACAUCACUUGGGACUAUACCGAGGCAGCCUGGUGGAGCACCGUCGAAAUUGAUGUCGGUAUCAUCUGCGCUUGUCUACCUUCGCUGCGCUCUCUUUUCAUUGCAUUGGGCGUAAAGAAACUUGGCUCGACCAAUGGCAACUCACAUGGUCACUCGAGUGGUAAAAGGUUAGCUGGAAUAAAACCCGGGACGAACAAGAGCGGAAUGAGCUCUACGGCGGAGAAGUCGGCCAAAAGCGCCCCACGGCAAGGCGAUGAAAGAGACUUCAUCCCACUGGUCGACGUGGACAAUAGCAAGUCGGACUUCGGCGAAUCGCUUCACAAUGUUCACAGUACCGUGUCAGCCUCAUCGUUGACUGCCGGUGCAGGGAAGAAUACCCAGUUAUAG
Molecule: messenger RNA, 1386 nt
Organism: Colletotrichum graminicola M1.001
Lineage: Eukaryota; Fungi; Ascomycota; Sordariomycetes; Glomerellales; Glomerellaceae
Product: CFEM domain-containing protein
Exons: 6
Coding region: 1-1386 (461 amino acids)
Source: RefSeq, a predicted model, not a curated record